Molecule: messenger RNA, 1393 nt
Organism: Carcharodon carcharias (great white shark)
Lineage: Eukaryota; Metazoa; Chordata; Chondrichthyes; Lamniformes; Lamnidae
Gene: fam169b
Product: family with sequence similarity 169 member B
Exons: 8
Coding region: 10-897 (295 amino acids)
Source: RefSeq, a predicted model, not a curated record
GGCAGAGAAAUGGAGGGCUGUCCAACUCAGACCGAACGAGCGAUGAGUUAUCCUGUGGAUAUCUUAGCCAAUGGAGAUUGGGAUACUUUAAAACAGUCCUCCGAGGCCUACCUAUCAAGGCUUAGAAACAGAGACAAGGCAGCCACUGAGAUCUUUCGUCUAAUCAAUGGAGAAAAGCUUGCUGUUACACCAUCUACUGUGACCUUCCUGCAUGUCCACAGAGAGGACAAUGAACACAGGGUCCUGGGUCUGCUCAACCCACAAGAUAACCAGGCAGUGGUUGCUGUGUACCUUGGUGAAAGAUGGUGGGUGCUGGACGAUGCUCUGAGAACAUCCAACGAUGCAAGGCGUGAGCUGGUGCAGUCAGUCGCUGAGCAGAUUGUGCUUUAUCUCCUGAAUCGGAUUAUCUAUCGGAGAAGGGAAUUUCUCCCUGGCAAUAUCCUGUUUCUUCAUCAUCCGGCAAACCAGUUUGCCAAAAUUUUCUGGAAGAAUGGUGAGGCAGUCGGGUUUUAUACCGUGAAGCAGAAAGGUAGUUUGUGUACUGACUGCACCAGCCAGUGUUACCAGCUUCCUGUACUAGAUACCCUGUUCGUCAGACAGAGCUACCAACGCCAGGGCAUUGGCUUGAAGAUCCUUCAUGAAUUCUGCAGCAUCUUCAGUGGAGAUGAAGCUGUGGGAAUCAGUAGACCCAUUUCUGGAGCCAUGUAUAAAGUUUGUUCCAAGUAUUUAUACUCACGGCCCCACGAGCAGGAACGUGUUUGGGAAGUGGAGGCGCCAGGCGACUGGAGCCAAAGGGUCAACGUGUGGCUGCAGAUCCAAAUGGGAGCUAUACCCUCAGUCAUUACAGACACGACUGCUGGUGGAAACCCCUCUCUUCCCAGCCCAGAAGAAGAGUAGCCAAGGGUCAAUAGGCGAAGACACAACCAGACAAUCACCUUGUGCGAGAGCCCACAAUCUUCAGACUGAGGUAGUCAAAGUGCUGUAACCUUCAUCACUCACAGUGCAAACAGCCACAUCUUCCACACCCACAACGGCUACCACCCAGAAGGAUAAUAAGAACAUAAGAAAUAGGAGCAGGAGUAGGCCAUUCGGCCCCUCGAGCCUGCUCCGCCAGCCAAUGAGAUGAGGGUUGAUCUGACGUGGCCUUUCCUGCUUGUCUCCCAUAACCCUUGACCCUCUUUUCAAUCAAAAACCCUAACUCAGCCUUGACUAUGUUCAAUGACCCAGCCUCCACUGCUCCCUGGGGAAGGGAAUACCAAGCACUAACAACACUCUGUGAGAAGAAAUUCCUCCCCAUCUCCAUCUUAAAUGGGACACCCCUUAUUCUGAAACUUUUCCCCCUAGUUCUAGAUCCCCCCCAAUGAGGGGAAACAUCCUCUCAGCAUCUCAGCAG